Messenger RNA from Trichoplusia ni (cabbage looper), 1462 nucleotides. Its product is annotated as multiple inositol polyphosphate phosphatase 1-like. The transcript has 5 exons. Gene Ontology annotation, molecular function: inositol phosphate phosphatase activity; acid phosphatase activity. The record is from RefSeq and is a predicted model, not a curated record. Bases 98 to 1441 code for a protein of 447 amino acids. Lineage: Eukaryota; Metazoa; Arthropoda; Insecta; Lepidoptera; Noctuidae.
UAUUAUUUAUUUUAUAUUAAACUAUGGGUAGUAUCUACUUAUAAAUAAGUCAGUGUUACCGCCUUCUGCUCUGAAAAUUGUAUUCUUUUGUUAAUCAAUGAAGUUCCUAAUAUUAGCCGUGUUAAUUAGUAUACAACUAAUUAAUGUCUUAUCAUUAGAUUGUUACUAUAACACUGAGUGUAAAUAUAAAUAUUUCUCAAGUAAAACUCCCUAUGAAAAUGUUCGAGGUGACAUAAGAGAUUCAAUCGUAAAAGAGGAAGGAUGCGAGCCAAUCAGUAUUUGGGCGACGAUACGGCACGGGAAAAGAAAUCCAGGAGAAAAGUUCGCAAAAAAUAUCAAAGACAUUUUGAACCUUAAAGAUAGCAUUAUAAACAGUUUCGAAGAGGGAAAUAGUUUACUAUGCGCUCAAGAUGUGGAAAAUUUAAAUAAAUGGGAGACAAAUCAAGAUAUGUUAGAAAAGCCUAAUGAAAUAACAAAUGAGGGAUAUUUAGAGCUUUUUCGUCUUGCCGAACGAAUGAAAGAGGCUUUACCAGAUCUAUUAAAUGGUCUACAAAAUGAAGAUACCCUAUUCCUCCCGGGAUUUGGUGCUCGGUUGCACGUAAGUGCAAAGUCAUUCGUGGACGGUUUGGCAAACAAGAACUUGGAAAUAAAAGAAGCUGAAAAUAACUACAGUAUUGCCGCUCCCUACGCAUCCUGUGGAAAAUUUCAAACCGAGUACUUUCAUAAUCCCUCCAUUUACCGGGAAGUGGAAGAGUAUUUGAAAACACCCGAUGCAAUUGAUGUAAGAAAUCAAAAUAAAAUGAAGGAAAGGGUGGAGAAGAAACUGGGCCUUAACAUAUCUUUGUCGUUCAAAGAAGUAAUAGCAAUUUAUGACGUGUGCCGUUAUUCUUGGGAUGGGAUAGGAAACAAACCUAACCCUUGGUGUGCCGUGUUUUCCAUUGAAGAUCUGAAGGUGCAAGAAUAUAUCGGCGAUUUAGAACACUAUUACCGAAAUGGCUAUGGUGUACCAGACUAUAGUAGUAUAUUUGGGAAGAUUACUCUAGCCGAUACGUAUAAACAUUUUGAACUUGCUAAAAAUAAUGAAGGGAAAAAGAUUAUUUCCUACUUCACUCAUGCCACAAUGUUGGAUAUGAUUCUGGUUGCACUUAAUGUCCGUAAGGAUGCAAAACCACUUUUAGGGGCGCAAAGAGAUAUGAAAAGAAAAUGGAGAACAACGUUUUUAUCUACCUUUGGUGCGAAUAUGGUUGCCGUUUUAAAUAGAUGUCAAAACGGGACUCAAAAUGAAUACCAUAACGUUGCAUUUUACUGGAACGAGGAGCCCUUAAAAGAAUUAUGCAAUCAAGGAGUAUGUUCUUGGCAAGAGUUCGAAAAUAUUUUUAAACCGUUUUUACACUUUAACACGGAUUUCUGUGAAUAUAAAUGGACGAUAGUUGAUGAAUAAAAUCUUCGUACAUCAAUUUUA